AUGGUCAAACAGCUUGCAACGUGUGUCCUCCAAAAGGGGGUUGGCAGUAUGGAUUAUAUUCAUAGCAUGAUGAUUGUAAUGUAUGAUGGUGAUGAGGAUGACGUACCACCUGUACAACAGAAUAUCCAGGAAGCAUCAUCACCAUCAAACAGCAAUGCAAGGCAGGAACCUGUUCCUGAUUGGUGCAGAUGUGAUCAUUGCUUUAUCAUGCCCCAGGCAAUUGAAAACAAGUGCUGUACGCACAAGAAGUGUGUUACAAACACAAGAAGAUUUAGAAAACUAUGUCUUGACCCAGAAUUUUUGUUACUUAGCAGCCGAAAUGUUGGUGAUAUCCGGAAUGACCCACAUGAUAAUAGCACCAGGGCAUUUAGAAAGCAGGCAUACCGACAUUAUAUUUUAGAUACAUAUGGAUAUUUAGGUAAAGGAAACAGAAAAGUGGCCCCAUCAUGUGUGGUGACAUGCAUUAGAAGGCAUUAUCCAUCUCCAACUGGUGUAUAUAUGGGAUAUCGAGAACAUUGA
This is a messenger RNA of Paramuricea clavata, 519 nucleotides long. The record is from the annotation of a GenBank genome assembly. Lineage: Eukaryota; Metazoa; Cnidaria; Anthozoa; Malacalcyonacea; Plexauridae.